ACUGCCCACGCGGCCGGGUUGGUUUGGGGUAACUCCCGGGGGGACGCUUACCAUUUAGACAAUGAUCAAUCAGAGGCCCACAAUACACUAAUCGUCGAUGCGAGGAUAAGGCAGGAGAGAGAAACGGGAUUUUGCUAAGCGUCCCCAAAUGCUGCGGUCGUCGUCCUCCUCUUCAAUCGAUGAUCGAUCCAUCCUCGCAUCCAAACCCAUAAUCUCCACUAACCAAACAACACACUCCUCCCUUGCUGCUGGAGUCGAAUCCCCCAUUCCAUCGACGGAUCGGAGGCCCCUCCGCCCUUUUCCCGGAGUAAGCCAACAAGAGAAUUAUUAUUAUUAGACCGCCUUCUUCCUAGGGAUUUCCCUUCUUUUCUGCCUUCAGAUUUUGUCCCCGUCCGCUUCCAUUCCGCAGUCUCUUCCGGUGAUCACCAUGAAUCCCUGAGGAUUUGCUUCCCUUCUGCUUAGUGCUACAAUCCAAACUCAUCUCAGAGGCCACAUACGCUCCACCGCCACGAAUUUGUUGUCAAAGCACAUUUGUUGUGGUCAGUUGGAACGCCGGAUUAGCGGAAAAUUGUGCUUGCUCGUCUGGAUUCUGGCUCUCCAAGAAAUGCCGUGUGCACUUGAAGUUAUUGACACAAGGCUACAGAGCACAUCGCAUAUUCAGUGCUACAGAUCAUUCGACCAAAAUAUCGGCAACCACUUUUCAAAGGUCUAUAUUAUACAAAGUCUGUGGCGUGUAUGUUCAUCUACAUCUAACCCGGCCGUUGGUACAGCAUUGUACUCAAAGUUUUAUCUUUUCUUAAUGGCCAGCUGAUACAAAAAUCUGUUUCUGUUCGUCCUCAGAACAGGGACACUGCAUUAACAAUACUUCCACUGGGGCAUUGUUCAGAUUGGAAGCCAGCACCAUUUUUGUCUGACAUUCAAGAGGUCAACAACGUAAGCUCUUUGACAUCAGGAGCUCCUGCUACAGAGGGCCUUGAGUUAUUAUCAGCAUAGCCAAGAAUACUGUAUUGGUUAGACCAGCCGAAUGAAAGGAGCAUGCAUGAUCAGGCUGAUUCUUCUAAACCAGUUUUCAAUGGAAAGCCACAUGGACGAAUUACCUUAAGACAAUCUCGGCAUAGGAAAAAUGUCUGUAAUUCAUUGACAGCAGUUCCUCCCUGCCAUGUGGUUGCAAACAAGUCUUCCAGGCCUGUUGCUGCUACUUUGGGAUCUGAUUCUGAUAUUUUGCAUGAUGAUGACAAGCCUCCAAAAAGGAGUCCUAAAAAGAAAGGAAACAAGAAAAGGUACAGGUGUACAACCCACAAAAACCUGAAUUUGGCAUCAGAAAUCACUUGUGAAGAGAAUACUUAUGCUGUUUCUCCUGUCGAGGUGCUUCCAAUCAAUUUGCUGGCUGAUAAAUUGUCAGAGAUCACAUCCUCUGCUAGCUCAUUGGGUAAAGAAGCUCAUUCAGGCAAAGAUGAUGGUGAGAACAACAAUGACUAUGUGGAAUGUGCUACUGUGCUGAAUUUAUCUACAUUAGGAACUGAAGAGAUGGAUGGUUCUGAAUGUACUGGUUCACCUAAUGACACUGCAGGAGAGAGAUUAAGCUGCAGUUGUGUUCCUUACUUGAACAAUGGAUCAAAUACUACUGGUUCUUCAGAAUUCGGAUCCACUUACGCUGAAUGUGGCUUGGGAGAAAAAAGCAAUAGAUACCAGAAGUUAUUGUGUGCCUGUGUUUCUAACCCUGACGGCACAGAUUCAUUCUUUAGCAGGUGGAGCAAUGACAACAGUGGGAACCACAGCAUCGAUGUUGAGGCUAGGUUAACCAUCAAAGAUGAAAAUAGACGUGACCAUUUGCAACCGGGGCCUUCCGCAGGCCUGAAUGAUGUGAGCAUGAAAUGCCAUUUGAUAGGUUCACAUCUAAGUGCUCAUGCUGAUGGUACAAAUGAUUCUUUUGGCAGCAGCUCCUGCUGCUCAAAGGAUGCCACUGAUUGUAGUAGUCAUAGUGAGAGAGUUCAGUGCAGCAGUGAGGCCUGCAGCAGUAAGACUUCUCUUCAAUUUAGUUCAGGGAGGACCACCAGAAGAUCAAGAAAAACACCGAGCUAUAGUGAUUUGACUCAAUCUAACAGAGCAGUAAGUGCUAAUAGGCACAGGAAUGGUGGAAAGGAUAGUUCAGCUGUGUGGCAGAAAGUAGAAAAAAUUGACAAGACCGUAUCUAGAGCUGGUCAUACAAUUGAUUCACCUAUUCAGGAUAAGAGUGCACAAGAAGACAGUAACAAGGGUGUACAGCAAGAUCCAACUAAACAUAGGGAAAAACAUAAUCAGAGGAAAACAUGCAAACAGGAGUCCCCAAAUGAGACAGUUGAAAUGGAGUCUUCCAAAGAAGAAGAUGAAUUAAACAAAUACCAAACAUUUUCUGGAUGCAAUUUCAAGAAGCAAGCGCCCUUUCUACGCCAGAAAAGAAGCUCUUCUAAACAAGGUUCUCAGUCAUCGAAAAACUACUAUGCUGCUAAGAAUGGUAUACCCAAGGUGCCAAAGGAUUACUCCCAGCAAGAAGGAUUGCCUAUGUUCCAGCUAGUUCAUGUCAAGGACACCGGUGAUGCAUCAACCUCAAAUUCUUGUUCAGCCGAUGAAGUUACUCUAACUGGAGUUGUCAGCAACUGCCCAACUGAGGGAAAUGAGAGUUCACAAUCUGGCAUGAAGAAAGCUGCUUUAGCAUCUUGCAACUUGGUUCCAGAUUUAGCCUCACAAGCUGCUUCCAAUGAAGCCCACAUAUCAAUCACUCAAGAAGAUCCUCACUCUCUAUGUCCUGAAAGCAAGGGUACAUGCACCAGUUGGAGCUCCAAGAACUUGUACACUGAUCCUUGUGCUACAGCAACAGAGGAAGCACGAUGUGUGAAACUAACAACCGAGAAUAACCCUCAAGAAUCUUGUAAGUUGUAUUCUGCUGCUGGAAGCCCCUCACAGAAGUGGGUUCCUGUUGGAAAGAAAGAGGUGUACAAUGUGAUCCAUUUAGAUGUCUCGGAGCCUUCUGUUGCUGAAGGCUCAGUUCCAGCUAAUGAUAUUUCUGAUUCAGUUGAUCCUGCAUCAACUAAUGGUGAAGACAGCAAAUUAGCUAGGGAACUGACUUCUAAACUGAGCUCAUCUGAACAUGUUGAUUUGAAAUGCCAAGCAUAUAAUGGAACUGAGAUUGGUUACAACAAGAUAAGAGAAGCCAUCAGUGAUGUUUACACAGCACAGCUGAGAGUGGAAGAUAUCCAACUUCGCAUUGGUUGGCCUCUUGCUGAUUUUGAACAAUUUAUUUACUCUGCUUCUCCAGUUGUGCACUGUAGCCCUUGCCCUACUGGCUGUAAAUCUUGCCUGCAAGAAUGUGUAAAAGAUGGCCUAUGUUUGCAUCGGACUCCAGACAUCACUCUAAGUAGUGUCUGGCAGUGGUACGAAGAACCUGGUUGUUAUGGUUUGGAAGUAAAGGCACAAGAUUUCCAUAGAUCGGAAGGCUUGUGGAAUAGUCAUUGUCAGUUUACUACCUAUUUUGUACCAUAUCUAUCUGCCAUUCAACUUUUCAGUAAACCUAAAAGAACCAAUGGUGGAAGCAUUGAUAAGGAGGCAAUCGAUAUGGAUAUGACAUGUGAAGCAUCUCCUUGUCUGAACUUGCCCCCGAUCUUCGCAAAGCUUCUGCCACAACAAUCUAAUCCAAGAAAUAGGUCAUCUACUUUGAGUACUGAAGAUGAUCAGCAGUCGGCAAAUGGAGAGCUCAUAUUUGAAUAUUUUGAAUCUGAACAACCAUGCUGGCGGCGACAGUUAUUUGACAAGGUAAACGAGCUGAUUUCUGGUGUGAAACCGUCGAAUUGCCAAAUAUCUGGAGACCCAAAGAGUUUGGGGCUCAGCCUGCAUGACCUCCAUCCAGCCUCUUGGUAUUGUGUUGCAUGGUAUCCCAUAUACCGUAUACCAGAUGGUAAAUUUCAGGCUGCAUUCUUGUCAUAUCAUUCUCUCAGGCACUGGAUUCAUCGAGGUAGCUCAGCAGACCAGGCUGGUCACGCUCCUGUUGUUUUGCCAGUCAUAGGUCUGCAGUCUUACAAUGACAAGGCGGAGUGGUGGUUUCAGAUGAGAAAAUCAGAAGAGUCGCAGUCUAGUGAACCAUCCCAGGUUCUGAAGGAGAGAUUGCGCACGCUGAAUCAAGCUGCGGCGGUGAUGUCCAGGUCCGACGUACUUAAGAAUGGGGAGAUGAGUAGAAACAGGCACCCAGAUUACGAGUUCUUCCUUUCCCGGAAUCGAUAGACGUGUGCGAUGCUUCAGAUCAAGGUGCCUGAGCCUCCUUUUUGAAGCAGCAGCACCAACCACUCGAGCUGUGUUGUCUAGCUUUGCGAGUAAGGGGAAGUUACUAACAAAGUGAUAGGAACUGCAGGCUGCCAUACUGUAACCUACCUACGUACGAUACCCUGUAUAUUAUGUCUGGAAGUGCUGCUCAAGUGAUAGCGGAGUGAAUUUACCAGAUUUUUAGGUGUGUGACUUUGUUUCUAGCUGAUGAUCAUCUGUAUAUAUGUGCAACCGACCAACCCUGUAAGAGAACAACAAGAGAUCUGGUUUUUACUGUUGGA
Phragmites australis (common reed) is the source of this 4574-nucleotide messenger RNA. RefSeq lists its product as uncharacterized. The record is from RefSeq and is a predicted model, not a curated record. The transcript is spliced from 9 exons. NCBI's taxonomy places the organism in Eukaryota, Viridiplantae, Streptophyta, Magnoliopsida, Poales, Poaceae. Bases 1036 to 4254 code for a protein of 1072 amino acids.